GGACAAUUGCGCACGCGUCGCGUUCUGAGGAGGUCGGGAUGGCGUUGGGUGGCGAGAAACGUCCUUUCUCGGUUGGGCUAGCCUGACUCGUAUUCCCCGCUUCGAUUGACGCGCGCUCGGCUCCCAUGAGUCUCUUCUUGUUCUUACGUCCGUCUGGUCGGGAUGAUGCGAUGGUUUAAAGGACCACCGUCCCGACUCUGGGGAACCCGCAUCGUGGGUUCUGCAGGCCCCCAGAUUUGGAAGCGACCUUGAACUCAUUCGCAGCCUCGUCCGCCAAUAUGACCGGUUUCGCUCGCGCGAAGGAGGAUAGGCCGACGCCUUCGGAAGUUUACAACUGGAGGGUCUAUGCCUCUGCCUUGGUCAUCUCCAUGGGCGUGCUCGCCUAUGGCUACGACUCUGCCUUCAUCGGAACCACGAUCACUCAGAAGAGCUUCAAGCGCGACUUUGGGAUGGAUAAGAUGAGCACGAAGGAGCAGAACGAUGUGUCGAGCAACCUUACAUCUAUAUACUCUGCCGGCGGCUUUUUCGGCGCGCUCUUCAUGUUCUUCUCCCUGGAACUCCUCGGCCGUCGCAUGGCCGUCAUCAUCUCCGAUAUCAUCUUCAUCGUCGGCGCUAUCCUGUGCACUAUCGGCACCGCGCCCUCUCACUCUCUUGGCCUCAUCUACGCCGGACGUCUGCUCACCGGCCUCGGUGUCGGCGGCAUCGCAGCAGUUUCGCCAAUUUACAUCGCUGAAAUCUCGCCACCAGCUAUCCGUGGUCGUCUCACAGGUUUCUUUGAAUCCUUCUAUCAGACUGGUGCUGUGAUUGGCUUUUGGAUCAACUACGGCAUUGUCCAUAAUAUCGAUCCAACGAAAACGAUUGCAUGGAGAAUUCCAAUGGCAGUCCAGCUGAUCCCAGCUGGGCUUCUUGCGCUGAUGAUUCCGGUCCUGAAGGAGAGCCCCACGUGGCUGCUCAAGCGUGGCCGGGACGACGAGGCGUAUAAGGUGUACAGCUACAUCCGGAUGCUUCCAGAGAACCACCCAUACAUCGCCGAAGACGUGAAAUUCAUCAAGGACCAGAUCGCCAAAGAGCGGGCUGCGCUCACCGGCAACGAACAGGCGACGCUAGGGCAGAUCAUGAAGGGCGCGGCGAGGGAGAGUAUGCUGAAAGGGAUGCGCAAUCGCUUCGUGCUCGUCUUCCUCAUGUUUAUGUGGCAAGCGUGGUCCGGUGCUGCCGCCAUCAACUACUACUCUCCGACGAUCUUCAAGUCCAUCGGCCUGACGGAUGUCACUUUCUGGACCGGCAUAUACGGCCUCAUCAAGGCUAUCGGCUCCAUCAUCUUCUUCACUUUCUUCAUCGACAAGUUCGGGCGGAAGUGGCCAUGGAUUGUUUCCUCGCUCGCGUGCGCCUUCUGUCAAUAUUACCUGGCUGUAUACAUCGCUGUGGGCAAACCUAGCACCGAUGCCUCACAAUCCGCCUCCACUGUCGCCGGAGGUAAGGGCGCGACGGCUAUGAUCAUGAUAUUCGGCGCGACCUGGUCCUUUGGCGCGAACGGUCUCCCUUGGAUCAUCUCAGCUGAGAUCUUCCCGUCUUCGCUUCGUUCGAUUUCAGGUCCUUUUGCUGGCAUGAGUGUCUGGCUUUGGACUUAUGUCGUUACGCGAGCAUUGCCGAGUAUGUACACGAGCAUGGAAUGGGGCGUGUACGUGUUCUUCGCAUCGUGUCUGAUUUGCGCAAGUAUAUAUGCGUACUUCUUCAUCCACGAGACGAAAGGGCUGCGUAUCGACCAGAUGGACCAUUUGUUUGGAUUUGAGAGGCAGUCGCCGCUGGCUGUUCCGGACGGCAAGGCGGAUGACGUCAGUGAGCACGAGAAAGAGGCGCAUGUUGAGGUGGAUAGGAGGGAGGUUGCGUAGUGGCUGAUAUUCGUACUCUGAAGGAUGUAAGAGAAGCUACCUAGGCAUAAUGUUUAAGAAAGCAGUGUUGCUAAGCAAUGGUAGCGGGAUGCUUGAGGAAAUCGCUCAGAGUCGC
Molecule: messenger RNA, 2004 nt
Organism: Trematosphaeria pertusa
Lineage: Eukaryota; Fungi; Ascomycota; Dothideomycetes; Pleosporales; Trematosphaeriaceae
Product: MFS quinate transporter-like protein QutD
Exons: 3
Coding region: 279-1889 (536 amino acids)
Biological process (GO): carbohydrate transport; transmembrane transport
Cellular component (GO): membrane
Molecular function (GO): carbohydrate:proton symporter activity
Source: RefSeq, a predicted model, not a curated record